AUGCUCCGCUCUGCUGUGACAUCGGCGACGCGCUCAGCCGUCCUCCGGCCCACCACCACCCAGGUAUUGCGUCCGGCAACUACCCUUGCUGCCUACUACCCUAAAGUCGCGCGUCGUCUACCAACCAAAUACGGUGGUGUUUAUACGUACGUCACUUUGAUUCCUGGUGAUGGUAUCGGUGCAGAAAUCACCGAUUCGGUCAAGGAGAUCUUUGAGCAUGUCAACGCCCCUAUCGAAUGGGAACAAUACGAUGUCUCCGGUCUUUCCUCCGCUGGCGAGGUCCUCUUCAAAGAGGCCAUGGAGAGUUUGAAGCGCAACAGGGUCGGUCUCAAGGGCAUCCUCUAUACCCCUAUCGAUCGUUCGGGACACAACUCUUGGAACGUUGCCAUGCGCCAACAGCUGGACAUCUAUGCGUCCGUUGUGCUCUGCAAGUCUAUCCGCGGCUUCCCUACCCGCCACAACAACGUCGACUUUGCCAUCAUCCGAGAGAACACCGAAGGAGAGUACGCUGGGCUUGAGCACCAGAGUUAUCCUGGUGUCGUCGAGAGCUUGAAGGUUACCACCCGCAACAAAUCGGAGCGUAUCAUCCGAUUCGCGUUUGAUUUUGCCCUCAAGAACAACCGCAAGGCGAAAGAGUACAAGGCCUCGGGUAUCCAGUUUAACGACAUGAUUGUUGACAACACCUCCAUGCAACUUGUCGCCAAGCCUGGCCAGUUUGACGUCAUGGUCAUGCCUAACUUGUACGGUGCUAUUGUCUCCAACAUUGGCGCGGCCCUGGUUGGUGGCCCUGGUAUUGUUCCUGGAUGCAACGUUGGUCGCGCUAACCCUGCCGCGAUGAUUCUUUCCUCGACUAUGAUGCUGAGGCAUCUUGGCCUCGAGAGUCUGGCCAACUCCAUUGCUCAGUCCACGUUCGACGUUAUCAACGAGGGCAAGGUUCGUACCGCUGAUAUGGGUGGAACCGCGACGACGAGUGAUUUCACUGCUGCGGUUAUCAAGGGAUUGUAG
Rhizoctonia solani is the source of this 1005-nucleotide messenger RNA. Its product is annotated as Isocitrate/isopropylmalate dehydrogenase. The record is from RefSeq and is a predicted model, not a curated record. The coding region runs from base 1 to 1005 and encodes 334 amino acids. Gene Ontology annotation, cellular component: mitochondrion. Lineage: Eukaryota; Fungi; Basidiomycota; Agaricomycetes; Cantharellales; Ceratobasidiaceae. The transcript is spliced from 9 exons. Gene Ontology annotation, biological process: isocitrate metabolic process; tricarboxylic acid cycle. Gene Ontology annotation, molecular function: isocitrate dehydrogenase (NAD+) activity.